AAUGAAGAAAAUGAAGAAUUUUUGCCAACUGGAGAAACCUCCGUAGACUCCUACCCAAACUGGUUAAAAUUCCACAUUGGCAUUAAUCGGUACGAGUUGUAUUCCAGACAUAAUCCCGCAAUUGAAGCUUUACUACAAGACCUGGUCACCCAAAAGAUAACCAGUGUUGCGAUGAAAUCAGGAGGUACCCAGCUGAAGCUGAUUAUGACGUUCCAGAACUAUGGACAAGCAUUGUUCAAACCAAUGAAGCAAACCAGAGAACAAGAAACACCACCUGACUUUUUUUAUUUCUCAGACUAUGAAAGACAUAACGCAGAAAUAGCGGCAUUUCAUUUGGACAGGAUCCUGGAUUUCCGUCGCGUGCCACCAGUUGCAGGUAGACUGGUUAACAUGACGAGAGAAAUACGAGAUGUUACUCGUGACAAGAAACUGUGGAGAACAUUUUUCAUCUCACCAGCCAACAACAUUUGCUUCUAUGGGGAAUGCUCCUACUACUGCUCAACAGAGCACGCCCUGUGUGGAAAACCAGAUCAGAUAGAAGGGUCUCUGGCCGCUUUCCUACCGGAUUUGUCCUUAGCUAAAAGGAAAACCUGGAGAAACCCUUGGAGACGUUCCUACCACAAGCGCAAGAAAGCAGAAUGGGAAGUUGAUCCAGAUUAUUGUGAAGAGGUUAAACAAACACCCCCGUAUGACAGUGGGACCAGAAUUCUGGAUAUAAUGGAUAUGACAGUUUUUGAUUUCCUAAUGGGUAACAUGGAUCGACAUCACUAUGAAACCUUUGAGAAGUUUGGAAAUGAAACAUUUAUUAUCCACUUAGAUAAUGGAAGAGGGUUUGGAAAAUACUCCCAUGACGAACUUUCCAUAUUGGUGCCUUUAAACCAGUGCUGCAGAAUAAGGAAGUCUACCUAUCUGCGAUUACAGUUGUUAGCCAAGGAGGAAUACAAACUCAGUCUCUUGAUGAAGGAAUCUUUACUAAAAGAUAAAAUAGCUCCCAUUCUCUACCAGCCUCACUUGGAGGCGAUGGACAGGCGGCUGCGAAUUGUCCUCAAGGCUGUUAGUGACUGUAUAGAAAAGGAUGGUUAUGACAAUGUGGUUGAAAAUGACUUUAACGCUGAUGUUAACACCGUUACGACCGAGAGGUAGUGAAAUCGCAAGACUACGUUUUUACCAGCCAAGUAAAGAAGAUUCAAAGAGGAAAAAGAAAAAAAUAAAA
Messenger RNA from Apaloderma vittatum (bar-tailed trogon), 1213 nucleotides. It is a transcript of the gene FAM20C, whose product is annotated as family with sequence similarity 20, member C. NCBI's taxonomy places the organism in Eukaryota, Metazoa, Chordata, Aves, Trogoniformes, Trogonidae. Gene Ontology annotation, cellular component: Golgi apparatus. Gene Ontology annotation, molecular function: protein serine/threonine kinase activity. The transcript is spliced from 9 exons. The annotation marks the transcript as partial. The record is from RefSeq and is a predicted model, not a curated record. Gene Ontology annotation, biological process: protein phosphorylation.